AUGAUAAUUUUACGGAAUUCAAGAGGAUUUGUUAAACAGCUAUUAAAGAAAAUAAAUAUUAUAAACUACCGUAAGAAAGAAUUUAUGAUUUUUCAACAACAUGUAAACUUUUCAUUAAUUAAUAAUAAAACAUAUGAGAAAAAUGUUGAUAAUUUAAAUAAUAAUAAAAAUUUAAUUGAAUUAUAUCAUGAAUUAGUUAAAACAAAUAAAAUAGAAAGUGAUCCUUAUCAAUAUAACUUAGUUUUAGUUUUACAAGCUCUUGAAAAUAAUUUAAAUAAUUAUUAUCGUAAUGUAGAAGAAAAUCUAGAAAAAAAAGAUAUACGUAAAAAGUUUUUCUUUAGUUCUUUUUUCUCAAAAGGAAGGGAUAAGCAUGAAGAAGACACUGAGUUAGAUAAAGAAAUAAAAGAGGAAGAUUUUCAAAAUGAUGAUAAUUUCUUUAUAUAUGUAGACAAUAGAAAGAUAGAUAAAGAUAAUACACUAAGAUAUAUGAAUAUAAAAGAUGAGAGAUAUUUUACUAGUAGUAACAAGGUAGAUGAAAAAGAAAUAAAAUAUAUUAGAGGAUUGUAUGUUCAUGGAAGUGUGGGAAGAGGUAAAACUUAUUUUUUAAAUUUAUUAUUUGAUAGAAUUAAAUUAUGUAAAUUAAGAAUUCAUUAUCAUAACUUUAUGCAAGAAGUUCAUAAAAAUUUUCAUGAAGAAAAAAUAAAUAAUUCAGAAGACCCUAUAAAAAAUAUAUCUAUAAAAAUGAGCAAAAAAUAUAAAUUAAUAUUUAUUGAUGAGUUUCAAGUUGUUCAUAUAUCAGAUGCAAUGGUUAUCAAAUCAUUAUUUAAUCAUCUAUUUUAUAGGGGAACUGUUUUAUUAUGUUCUUCAAAUAGAAAUCCAAUACAUCUUUAUCAUAACGGUCUAAACAGAGAUAGAUUUUUACCUUUUAUAAAAUUAUUAUUUAAGUUUAAUUAUAUAUUUGAAGUUGAUAAUUAUUUUGAUUUUCGAGUAAAAAAUAAGAAUACAGAUAGUAAUAUAUAUAAUAUACCAACAAAAAAUUUUGAAGAAAUUAAAAAAAUAUGUAAUGAUAUUUAUUGUAAAACCUACAAUAAAGAUUUAAAUUACAUAAAGAAAGUUGAGAAGUUUAAUGAAAAAAUUAUUGUCUCUAAUUAUAAAAAAUGCAAUGUACCUUAUAAAUUAAAUAAUUAUGCAAUAUAUUCUUUUGAAGAAUUAUGUAACAAAAAUAUUAGCAUAGAUGAAUAUAAUGCAAUAUCAAAUGAAAGUAAUACUUUAUUUAUUUAUGACAUUGAAAAAAUGAAUGAAGAAAAUAAUGGAAAUGAAAUGAGAAGAUUUAUUUUAUUAAUAGAUAUUUUAUAUGAGAAAAACACAAAAGUUUUUUUUUUUAGUAAUAUUCCCAUUUUUCAAAUUUUUCAGACAAGUUCUAUAAUUUCUUAUUUUCAAAUUCUCAUAGAGAAAAUGAAAAUCAAAUAUGAUAGUUUUGAUGAUUUUAAAAAUUCAUCUAAGGAACAAUUAAAAUGUGACAGCUUUAACAAAGAAAUAUUUAUUCAUAUUAUGUCACAAUUUGAUAUAAAUAGAGAAAUAGGUGAAAAGUUAUUUGAUGCUAUAAAUUAUAAUAUUAAUAAAGAAUAUAUACCUAUAGAGUAUUUAAGACAAAUUUUAUGUUUCCAUAUCAUGAAUUACGAAAUAGAUGUAAAAAAGCAUUUAAAAUAUUUAGAAAAUGAGGAUGUAAAAUUAGAACCUAUUCCUUAUUUAUUAUUUGAUGAAAAAUCGAUAGAUACAUCUCAAGAAAAUACUUUUGCGUCUAUGAGAACAUUAUCGCGAAUUAAGCAUAUGAGCACAUCAUCAUACUUAGAAAAGCACAAAAAGAUAUAUGAGCAUAAUUUAUAA
Molecule: messenger RNA, 1887 nt
Organism: Plasmodium gallinaceum
Lineage: Eukaryota; Apicomplexa; Aconoidasida; Haemosporida; Plasmodiidae
Product: nucleotide binding protein, putative
Exons: 6
Coding region: 1-1887 (628 amino acids)
Cellular component (GO): cytoplasm; mitochondrion
Molecular function (GO): ATP hydrolysis activity; ATP binding
Source: RefSeq, a predicted model, not a curated record